AUGAUCAUGGUUUGGUUUCUAUUUCAUCAUUUAGCCAUUUGUUUUCCACAAUGUUCGAAUGGUGGAAAAUGCACUGGACCAAACUUUUGUACCUGUACAUCAUUAUGGACUGGAUCUCGAUGUGAAACACCAUCAAACUGGGACAAAUGGAAACAAAACGCCACCACUGUGGCUGGUGGAAAUGGAAAAGGAAAAGAAUUAAAUCAACUCAGUGGUCCUCUUGGAAUCUUUAUUGAUAAAAAGAAAAAUAUUUUCAUAGCUGAUUAUGUAAAUCAUCGUAUUGUUGAAUGGAAAUAUAAUGCAAAAGAAGGACAAAUCAUUGCAGGUGGAAAUGGCAGAGGAAAUCGAACGGAUCAAUUGAAUACUCCAACAGAUGUGAUUGUUGAUCAGCAAAAUCAUUCGAUCAUCAUUGCUGAUUUUGGGAACAAACGAGUAAUUCAAUGGUUAAAUCAAAACCAACAAAUUCUCAUUGAUAAUAUUCGCUGUUGGGGCUUAGCAAUGGAUAAACAUGGAUUUCUUUAUGUUUCUGAUUUUCAGAAGAAUGCAGUAAUACGAUGGAAAAUGGGAGAAUACAACAAUGAAGGAAUUGUAGUGGCAGGUGGAAAUGGACACGGAAAUCAACUGAAUCAAUUCUAUGCUCCUACUUUUAUGUUUGUUGAUAAAGAUCAAUCUGUUUAUGUAUCAGAUGCGAACCAUCAUCGUGUGAUGAAAUGGAAAAAAGAUGCAAAAGAAGGAAAAAUUGUGGCUGGAGGAAAUGGUAAAGGAGAAAAUCUCAAUCAAUUGUCUGGAUCUCAUGGAGUAAUUGUUGGCCAUUUUGGUCAUAUCUAUGUGGUAGAUACGUGGAAUUAUCGAGUAAUGCGUUGGUCUGAAGGAAAAGAAGAAGGUGAAGUUGUUGUUGGUGGAAAUAGAAAAGGAAAUCAAUCAAAUCAAUUGAAUAAUCCCAUGGGUUUAUCUUCUGAUGAUGAAGGAAAUCUGUAUGUUGUCGAUUCCGAAAAUCAUCGAAUUCAGAAAUUUGAAAUAAUUUUGUGA
This is a messenger RNA of Adineta steineri, 1029 nucleotides long. The record is from the annotation of a GenBank genome assembly. NCBI's taxonomy places the organism in Eukaryota, Metazoa, Rotifera, Eurotatoria, Adinetida, Adinetidae.